Messenger RNA from Maylandia zebra (zebra mbuna), 924 nucleotides. The record is from RefSeq and is a predicted model, not a curated record. Lineage: Eukaryota; Metazoa; Chordata; Actinopteri; Cichliformes; Cichlidae.
AAAAAGAUGAAGAAUGUCUUCAUAUUACUCCUCUGCUGUCAUGUUGCAUCUUCAGUAAAACAUUCCUUGAAGUUCUUCUCCACUGAAAGCCCUGGAGCCCAGAGCAUCCCAGAGUUUGUGGUUGUUGCAUUUGUUGAUGAAGUUCAGAUAGGUGACUGUAAUAACAUAAGAGGGGUGGAGGUUACAAAAGACUGGGUUAAAUUCUUUGAGGAUCAUCCUCAGCAGGUGGAACGGUAUAAUUCAGAAUGUCUGGGUACUCAACACUUCUUCAAGGCUAACAUUGACAGCUUGAGACAACGUUUCAACCAAAGUGAAGGUGUUUAUAUAAUGCAGAGGAUGAGUGGCUGUGAAUGGGAUGAUGAGACUGGAGAAAUUAAUGGGUUUAAUCAGUAUGGUUAUGAUGGAGAAGACUUUCUAGCUUUUGACCUGCAGACAGUGACAUGGAUUGCUCCAAAACCACAGGCUGUCAUCACCAAAAUGAGAUGGAAUACUGAAAAAACUCGAUUAGAAAUCAAUCAAAACCUUUUAAGUCACGAAUGCCCCGAGUUCUUAAAGAAAUAUGUGCACUAUGGAAGUAGCUUUUUGCAGUCAGCAGUUCCUCCUUCAGUGUCUCUCCUUCAGAAGACUCCCUCCUCUCCAGUCAGCUGCCACGCUACAGGUUUCUAUCCCCACGAAGCCACGAUGUUCUGGAGGAAAGAUGGAGAGGAUAUUUAUGAAGGCUUGGACAUAGGAGAGAUCCUCCCUAACAAUGAUGGGUCCUUCCAGAUGAGUGUUGAGCUGAAACCUUCAGUCACUCCUGAAGAAUGGGAGAGGUACGACUGCGUGUUUCAGCUCUAUGGUGUGAACAAAGACAUUGUCAUCAAACUGGACCAAGCUGUGAUCAGGACCAACUGGGGUGAGACUUUAUCCUGCGGGGUUUUGUAA